AUGCCCCCUUCAGUUGAUACUAACAUUUUUCCAAAUGCUGCCAAUGGCACUACCGGGAACAAAAUACCAAUUUCUAGGAUUUGCGAGGCUAGGGGCAUGAAGACAUACCACUCGGACUCGUCUCAACAGACGCCCGGCGAAGUAGAGACUGAGUUUUUGAUAGUUGGUGCUGGACCCGCCGGAGCCUCUCUGGCCUGCUUCUUGACGAGCUAUGGUCUCAAGGGUAUCAUGAUUAGUUCAGCACCCGCAACGGCAAAUACGCCGCGGGCGCAUAUCACCAACAUGGCUGCUUUAGAAUGCCUUCGUGAUAUUGGCCUCGAUGAACAACUUCGUGAACUGUCCUCCGAAGGACAUUGUAUGACCCACACUAGAUGGUGUCAUAGUAUGGCUGGUGAAGAAUAUGCUAGGAUCCACUCAUGGGGUCAUGCGCCAGGGCGGAAGGGUGACUACGAAAUGGCUAGUCCCUGUUCUCCGAUUGAUUUGCCUCAAACUCUGUUGGAGCCGGUUCUCGUUCGAUAUGCUGCACAGAAUGGAUUCAACACGCGAUUCAAUACGGCAUUAUCAUCGUUUGAAAUUGAUAACGAGGGACUCAUCAUUGCCACCGUCCACGAUGAGGUUUCAAACAUCCAGUACAAGAUACGCACCAAGUAUCUUUUCGGCGCUGAUGGUGCACGCAGCCAGGUUGUCAAACAGUUGGACCUUCCCCUCUCCAUUAAACCUGGCCAAGGCCUUGCAAUUAAUGUUCUUGUCAAAACUGAUCUCUCUCAUCUCGUUGUCCACCGGCGAGGUAAUCUCCAUUGGGUCAUGCAGCCUGAUAAAGAGCACCCUGAGUUUGGCUGGCAGGGCAUCGUUCGUAUGGUGAAACCGUGGAACGAGUGGAUGUUUAUCUUGUUCCCUAACCGAGAUUGCGAUCCCAGUACUGAACCCUCGAAAGAGGCGUAUCUUCAGCGGGUGAGGGAUUUUAUCGGCGAUGACACCCCGGCGGAGAUUUUGGACGUGUCCAAGUGGUAUAUCAAUGAAAUUGUGGCAGAAAAAUACUCCGAGGGAAAUAUAUUUUGCAUGGGAGACGCCGUUCACAGACAUCCGCCCAUGAAUGGCCUUGGCUCCAACACAUGUAUCCAGGAUGCUUUUAAUUUGGCGUGGAAGGUCGCAUACGUCCAUAAGGGCCAGGCUCCGCCGUCACUACUAGAUACAUAUAGUAUCGAGCGCCAGCCCGUCGGGCGUUCAAUCAUCACUCGGGCCAAUCAAGCAUUCCGUGAUCACUUCAGUGUUUGGGAGGCUCUGGGAACUCUGCCAAAGGAAGUUGAAGUCCGUCGAAAGGUGUUGUCAGAGCUACGAGAGGCAAACCCGGAAGGGCGGAAGCGUCGCCUUGCCUUGCAGAAAGCAAUUACACAAACCUCGCAUGAGUUCCAUGGUCUUGGUGUUGAGAUGGGUCAAGUAUAUCAUGGCCCAGGAAUCUACGACGCGGACGAGCCCCUCCCAUACGAACGGCGUGGGCGUGCAGCAGAAGACGAUGUGUUAUAUUAUGAGCCAAGUACGCACCCCGGAUGCCGACUUCCUCACGUGUGGCUCAAUAAGGUGAUUCCCACGAAGCCGGUCUCGACAAUUGACCUGGCUGGACAUGGUGCCUUUACUCUUUUCACUGGCAUUGGAGGGGAUGCUUGGAAGGUCGCAGCUAACCAAGUUUCCGAGGAGCUCGGUGUUCCCAUCAAUGUUCAUUCCAUCGGUUUUCGUCAGGUUUGGGAAGAUGUCUAUUUUGACUGGGAGCGAUUGAGGGGUGUGAAUGAGGAUGGCGCGGUCCUUGUCAGACCUGACCGAGUAGUUGGCUGGAGGGCAAAGGCAGUACCCACAGCCACCGAAAGCUCUUGCAACAGUAGAUUGUCGCAGGCAAUACGUGCCAUCCUUGGGCUACAUUCGGAAGGCAAUUUGUGA
Penicillium waksmanii is the source of this 1932-nucleotide messenger RNA. RefSeq lists its product as uncharacterized. Bases 1 to 1932 code for a protein of 643 amino acids. Gene Ontology annotation, molecular function: FAD binding. The transcript has 5 exons. The record is from RefSeq and is a predicted model, not a curated record. Lineage: Eukaryota; Fungi; Ascomycota; Eurotiomycetes; Eurotiales; Aspergillaceae.